AUGGAGAACUCGAAAUCAACAUUGCGUAACAAUCUAACAGGGCACCAACGGGAAAAGGGUCGAAAUGCUUACAAAGAAAUGUGGGUUGUUCAGAUUCAGUAUAUCUUUCAUAAAACCGCAUUCUACGCUUGGAGAGUUAGCCAGUGCAAGACUUGGCCUUGGGUAUGA
Messenger RNA from Lathyrus sativus (Indian pea), 168 nucleotides. Lineage: Eukaryota; Viridiplantae; Streptophyta; Magnoliopsida; Fabales; Fabaceae. The record is from the annotation of a GenBank genome assembly.